Messenger RNA from Arabis nemorensis, 2466 nucleotides. NCBI's taxonomy places the organism in Eukaryota, Viridiplantae, Streptophyta, Magnoliopsida, Brassicales, Brassicaceae. The record is from the annotation of a GenBank genome assembly.
AUGGGGGAGAUUAGGAGACAUUCUGUAGAUGUUCCCAUCACAAGAACGCUUGUGGCUCUAAGAAGGGUUAGGUCACUUAGAGAUCCAUGUACCAAUUCAAUGAGCAAGUUUGCUUCUUUACUCGACAAUGUCAAAUGGGAAACUGGUUCCAACAAUGGGAUCUCACUGCAGUUUGUGAACAAUGUUGAAGAUGAGGGUAAGCUUGAUGAUGGUCCUCUGGGUUUGAUUCCUUUUGGGUCAUACUCGAUAAUGGAGGAGCUAGAGAAUGGUUGUGAUCUUCACAAGCUGAGUAGUAGGGUGCUAAAUGUUGAAGGAGACGCGUGUUCGAGGAGUAGUGAAAGAUCUUGUGGUGAUAUAUCGGUUAAAGGUAGGGAUUUGGAAUGUAUUGUGCCUUCAAUUAGUCAUGGUGAGGAUGCGGCUACAGGGCGACGUUAUGGAAGAACUCAUUAUUCCACAAAGGUAGGUAGCUCGGUUGGUGAAUCUGGAAGCCGUCUAGGUAGUCCGAUGACCUCAACAAAUCAUAGUUACGGAGAUGAAGAUGUAGAUUUUGUGGAUCAAUGUAACCGUGGUUGCGGAAUAACGUAUUGCUGGUCAAGAACACCAAGGUACAGAGGAUCAAAUCAUUCGUCUGAUGUAGAAGAGUUUCCUUUACUACCUGGAAAUGGUGAGAGUGAUGUGGGGACACCAAGUCCCAAAAUGUCGUCGAGGAGUCUAUGUCAGAAAUWCAAACCGAAAUCGUUCGAUGAGUUAGUUGGACAAGAAGUCYUAGUGAAAUGUCUUUUGAGCACCAUCUUGAGAGGAAGGAUUACUUCUGUUUACCUUUUCCAUGGUCCUCGUGGGACUGGUAAAACAUCGACAUCUAAGAUUUUUGCUGCUGCUUUGAACUGCCUUUCACAGGCUGCACAUAGCAGACCAUGUGGCUUGUGUAGUGAAUGCAAUUCGUACUUCUUAGGAAGCAGCAGGGACGUGAUAGAAAUGGAUUCGGUUAAAUUAAACCYUCCUAGCCACCUCAGAUCUCUCAUAAAAAGUGCAUCUUUGCCUCCAGUUUCAUCUAGAUUUAAGGUUUUUAUUAUCGAUGAGUGUCAUUACUAUCUCAAGAAACUUCGGAAAUAUCAUUUCUCUAAAGUAUGUGAUGAAGAAAUAUCGAAUAAGCUGGCCAAGAUUUGUUUGGAAGAAGGUAUUGAUUUUGAUCAGGGGGCAGUUGAUUUCAUUGCUUCUAAAUCUGAUGGUUCGCUUCGGGAUGCUGAGAUCAUGCUUGAUCAGCUAAGUUUACUCGGUAAAAGAGUAACGACAUCUUUGGCCUACAAACUUAUUGGGGUUGUUUCUGAUGAUGAAUUGCUUGAUCUGCUUGAUCUUGCCUUGUCUUCUGAUACAUCGAACACAGUGAUAAGAGCAAGGGAGCUUAUGAGAUCCAAAAUAGAUCCAAUGCAGCUUAUUUCCCAGCUAGCUAAUGUCAUUAUGGACAUCAUUGCUGGAAAAUCUCAAGAAAGUAGUUCAGCAACGAGACUUCGGUUUCUUACAAGGCAUACAUCUGAAGAAGAAAUGCAGAAAUUGAGUAAUGCACUGAAGAUACUAUCGGAUGCCGAGAAACACUUGAGAGCCUCGAAAAACCAGACAACCUGGCUUACUGUGGCGCUUCUGCAACUUAGCAACACUGACUCAUCUUCUAUCGCAACAAAUGAAAAUGAUUUGUGUUUAAGAAGCCAAGGAAGCAAAGACGUUGACCUCUCCAGCACAUCAUCGGAUUGUCCUGGUGCUGUCGUUAAAUCAGAAACCAGAAAGUGUGACGAGAACAACGGUAAAGAAACAGUUGAAACUGUGUGGAAAACGGUCACAGAUAUUUGUUGUUCAGAUUCACUAAGGAGAUUCUUGUCGAGGCGAGGGAGGUUGACUUCACUUAUUAUUGACAAAGGUGUGGCAAUAGCUGAAUUAGAAUUCUACACACCUCAACAUGUAACAAGAGCCGAGAAAUCAUGGAAAUUGAUUGCAGAAUCCUUCCAAUCCGUGUUAGGAUGUAAUGUUGAGAUCCGCAUGAAUCUUGUUAUCUCUGCAUGUUCUCCACCAAAGAGUGCCAAAGCAGCAGCAAGUCUAUUCUUUGGAAUAUUCAGUUGUUCUCGCAGAAUGCUACAAAAGUCGUAUCUGAGUACUCCUAGAAGUGACUCUGAUUGCGUAUCUGAAAAGCACGCAAUUACAAAUUCUCUGAGAAGUUGCCAAGGAAAUGUCUUGAGGGCUCAAAGUGUGCGUUCUUCAGGCAAUGCAUCUUCCCGAAUGAGCAGUGCCAGCGAUCAAGGCGAGGCAAAAUCUGCUAUGUGUACUCCACACUUGCCUUCCGGGGACAAAGGGCCAGAAGACGACGCUGAUGUCCUGUGUUGGAGGACUCCCCUAGGCAAGGGUCGGGGAGAGGCACAGAACAACAGGAGCUCACGGCUUAUCGGCCGAGUCCUGCCCUGCACUGCAGCUAGCUAG